AACUGUUGCCGGGGAGUCCAGCUCUGAGCCUGCUGGCCCAGACACAUCUCUCAGGCCUGUCCUGGCCAUAAUAGAGGACGAGAGGCAGACCAUGACCGAGGGUCAAUACAAAUGUCUUGAGCUGUUCAGCCGAGACCAGCAGCACAACAUCACAGGUGUGUUCUGUAGUCGUAUGUGGGAUGGCUUGUUAUGUUGGGACGAGACUCCGGUGGGGACCUACGCCACACAGAACUGCCCAGACUACCCCGGCCUGGACACCACUGGAAAAGUGUCAAAAUAUUGUGAUGAAUCUGGUAAUUGGGUCCAAAGUCCCUUCAUUAAUAAGACCUGGUCCAAAUGUCUGACGUUCUCCAAGGAAAAGUUAAAGAAGGUGACUCCCCAUGGUCUGCUAGAGCCAGGGUCUGUGGAGCCCACUGUGGAGACUCCAAACAGCCAGAAGGUGACUCCUCAUGGUCUGCUAGAGCCCACUGUGGAGACUCCAGUCAGCCCCAGGGUCAGUCAGGAGGAGGAGGAGAGGAAGAAGAUCAUCGACGGUCAAUACAAAUGCUUUGAGAAGAUGAACAGAGAUCAGCCGUAUAACAAAUCAGGGCUGUACUGUAACCGGACCUGGGAUGGCUGGCUGUGCUGGGAUGAUACACCUGCUGGAACAGUCACCUGGCAGAACUGCCCCAACUAUUUCCCUGACUUCGACUCCACAGAAAAAGCUACAAAGAUCUGUAGCGAAUCAGGACAGUGGUUCCGCCACCCAGACACCAAUAGGACGUGGUCCAACUACACCCUGUGUAACUUCCACACUACAGGCAAGCUGAAGAUGGCCUAUAUCCUGUACUACAUGGCGAUUGUGGGUCAUGCCUUAUCCAUAGCCUCCCUCCUGAUCUCUCUGGCCAUAUUCUUCUACUUCAGGAACCUGAGCUGCCAAAGGAUCACGCUUCAUAAGAACCUCUUUGUUUCCUAUGUCCUCAACUCCGCCCUAACUCUCAUCUACCUCAUAGCAGUGGUCAACAACCCAGAUGUAGUGGGAAGAAAUCCAGUUGGCUGUAAGGUGUUGCACUUCUUCCACAUGUACAUGCUGGGCUGUAACUACUUCUGGAUGCUGUGUGAGGGGAUCUAUCUGCACACGCUCAUUGUGGUGGCUGUGUUCGCCGAGGAGCAGCAUCUACACUGGUACUACCUCCUAGGCUGGGGGUUUCCCCUAGUGCCUGCAUCCAUUCACGCUGUGGCGAGGAAGAAGUAUUUUGAUGACAACUGCUGGAUGAGUGUUGAGACCCACCUGCUCUACGUGGUCCACGGUCCCAUCAUGGCAGCGCUGCUCGUAAAUCUGUUCUUCUUGUUAAACAUCGUGAGGGUGCUGGUUACUAAGCUGAGGGACACCCACCGGGCAGAGUCUAACAUGUACAUGAAGGCAGUGAGAGCUACCCUGAUCCUGGUCCCUCUCCUGGGCAUCCAGUUUGUCAUCUUCCCCUGGAGGCCAGAGAACCGCCUGGCGGGGGAGGUCUACGACUACAUCAUGCAUAUAUUAAUGCAUUACCAGGGGUUACUAGUGGCAACGAUAUUUUGCUUUUUCAAUGGCGAGGUGCAGGCGGCUCUGAAGCGACAAUGGAUUCAGUACAAGGCCCAGUGGGGUCAGAGACGGAGGGACCACUGCUCCAUGCGCUCUACCUCCUACACCGCCACAUCAAUCACUGAGGUGCCCGCCUUCAUGUACCACCACGACUGCAACAGCGAACACUUAAACGGCAGACACACUUCUGAGGACUCUGAGCUGGUGGCUCUUAAGACAGGGGAGACGUACGCCUGAAAAGCGGGAGGCAGUCUGAGUGUCGGAGGAGAGAAGAAUUAGUAGAGGAACCAAGAUGGAAACAUUUCUCUAAUAUCCCGCCGCAGUUCCACAUUUCAUAGAUAGAACUGGUGGGUUCAUCCCCAGACUGUGAAGGAGAAGACCAUGUGUGUCUGGACAGUGAUAUCUCUCCCAUGAAUUGGCCAAUGAUGGCUGAUGCUUCAUUUACAUGACAAUGCUGCUGCUAUGGCUGCUUAUUAAAAACACUAAGAUAUACAGUACAUGAAACGGGAGCCGCGUUUGAAAUGUGGCGCGUCCUAAAGCUGCUAUCUGUGGGACUCUUAACACAUCAUGGGAAUGUUAAGGAUGAUUAUAAUGAUGAUGAAGAAGAUGAUAAUUAGAAUAACUAUGAUGAUUAUUAGAAUGAUGUUGAAGAUGAUGAUGAUAAUGAUGAAACUAUUGUUGCUUUGCCUAUACCAAAGGCUGUGUGGGGUGGGCUGCCAGUAUGAGAGGCAUGCUCUGUGUGAACUGAAUCCAACACUGAAGAGUUCCCCUGAAGGUCACAUACUGACGGACAGCACAGUGCAUGUGUGUGUGUGUGUGUGUCCAUGGCGACACAAGAGGUCAAUGGUUUAAAAGGCUCCCUGUGCCUAAGUUCUGGAAUCCUGUAAAUAAUGGUUCACCACUUUCACUUUAAAAGUGUCAAAGUGUGUUUUAGAGGAUUUUAUUUUUAUGACAAUUUUUUUUUCUUUCUUGCCAACAACUUGCUCUUUAAAUACUUUCUGUCUGUUUCGUGAAGCUAGCGAGCUCCUCCAGACUGCUUACAGCUGCUGACUGUGCUUGCGGUGUGUGUUUCUGUCACAAGGCCUGUAUUUAAAGAGUGCAGAAGAUACAGAAUGUCUUGAUAUGGGCUCAAGAGAGAAAGAAUAAAAAGGAUUGGUUAACUUAGACUAAAAAUAAAAACAGACUGAAUCGCAUAGGUAAUGUGUUUAUCAGACACAUUUCUGAGUACCACCUGGCUCUUGAGAAUAUUUUCUGUGAAGUCUGUUUGACGUGUCCAUUUGCCAAAAGGUCUAAUGUGAAGCUUCUAGGAUUCCACAAUAAGCGUUAUUUUAUGUUUUGUGCUUAAAUGAAAGCCAUUUCAAUAUGGUGAAAUUAUUUUCUCUAUGUCAUUUCAGUUAUGAAUAGAGAGGGAGGAGAGAAGAAAAAACGAUAUGGUUACCUGCAAAAAUAAUCAUAUAAACAAUAACAAUAUACCAUUUUUAAAAGAAAAGUCUUGACAAUCUAGGCCUAUUCAAGGUAAAACCCCUCGUUUCCCCAGGCAAUUAUCUAUAUCGAAACCAUAAUUACCUAGAAAUAGCAUCCCUCUAGUGUACAGAAUCUAUCAAAUGUUAAGAAAAUCAUUCUAAUUGAGGGCUAUUUGAAAGAUUCUGUUUUCAUUUCUCUUGUGUGAAUACUACUAGUAUUUUCUUUCAUUGUUUAUUAUCACACACCUACUAUAUUAUGUCCUUAGAUUAUUAUGCCCUUAGAUCCUAAAUGAAAUCUCUACCUAUUCUCAAAUGUAUUCCUUUGUAUGUUGCGCAACCUUAACAGAUUCCUAUAUUAGACACAUGGAAAACCUAUCUACACCAUUGAAAUGCUGUUUUGUAUUGAGUUAAGAUGUGUGUGAGUGUUCGUGUGUGCGCGAGCGUGUGUGUGUGUGUGUGUUCAUGUUUAUCAAUGUGUAAAUGGAGCUAGUGAUGCAUGAGCCUUGGGGCCUUCUGAUGUUUAAAUUAUUCCCAUUCACAUUAAUGGUGUUUAAAGAUAGACAUCUGUUAUGAUUUAUCUCCAGGGGACUUUCAGAAACUAAGAACAGCUCUGAUCUGGAUAUAGAGGACACUUAGGAAAAAAAUAGUUCCAUUAAGGGUUCUUCUGCUGUCCCCAUAGAACCCUUUUUGGUUCCAUGUAGAGACCUUUGUAGAAGGUCGGCCUAUGUAGAACCCUCAGGAGAAAGGUAUAACCCAAAAGGGUUAUACCUGGAACCAAAAGGUUUUUUUCAACAGGUUCACUUAUGGGGACAGCCAAAGAACCCUUUUAGGUUCUAGAUAGCACUUUAAUUUCUAAGAGUAUAGCACUAUGCUAGAUAGAUACCAAGACUUUAGUAGGGUACCGAGGACAGUCGAGGGGACUCAUUUAUAACACGUUUUUUUUAACCUAUAUUUAAUCCUAAAUAGUGCAUACAAUGAAAUUCACAGCAACAAUGUGAUUUAUACAUCUCAAACAAUUUAUACAUGAGGCCUCAGGUGCCCAGACCCAUAGCAGACUAGUCUGGAUUUGAAUGCCGAAAACACAUCUUCCUUUGGGGACAAUUAAGCUUAUCUUACCUUAGACCAUGUCAAACUUAUUGUGCCAAUCUAAUUUAUUUUACAGCUUCAAUUCCUAUUAGGCCAAGAUCAAAGAAAUCUUUACACUUAUGCCAAUGUUUAUACUGAAUCCAAUGUCUUUGCUGUUGUUGGGCCAUUAUGGAAGAGAUGGAGAAAAUCAGUUUGAAAUGGGAGAAGGCCAUUAGAUGAGGUCUCAAUAGGCUCUAUUCAAUCUGGAUUGAGGAAGUUCGGCGUUACAGAGCGAUUGAAAUGUAAAGGAAAUGUUUCCUCAAUCGGAAAUUACCUUUACAUUUCUAGCGCGCAUUCUGUAAGGCUUCAGCGAUCCAGAUUAAAUAGAGCCCUAAGAGCUCAUUCUGUAAGGCUUCAGCGAUCCAGAUUAAAUAGAGCCCUAAGAGCUCAUUCUGUAAGGCUUCAGCGAUCCAGAUUAAAUAGAGCCCUAAGAGCUCAUUCUGUAAGGCUUCAGCGAUCCAGAUUAAAUAGAGCCCUAAGAGCUCAUUCUGUAAGGCAUCAGCGAUCCAGAUUAAAUAGAGCCCUAAGAGCUCAUUCUGUAAGGCUUCAGCGAUCCAGAUUAAAUAGAGCCCUAAGAGCUCAUUCUGUAAGGCUUCAGCGAUCCAGAUUAAAUAGAGCCCUAAGAGCUCAUUCUGUAAGGUUUCAGCGAUCCAGAUUAAAUAGAGCCCUAAGAGCUCAUUCUGUAAGGCUUCAGCGAUCCAGAUUAAAUAGAGCCCUAAGAGCUCAUUCUGUAAGGCUUCAGCGAUCCAGAUUAAAUAGAGCCCUAAGAGCUCAUUCUGUAAGGCUUCAGCGAUCCAGAUUAAAUAGAGCCCUAAGAGCUCAUUCUGUAAGGCUUCAGCGAUCCAGAUUAAAUAGAGCCCUAAGAGCUCAUUCUGUAAGGCUUCAGCGAUCCAGAUUAAAUAGAGCCCUAAGAGCUCAUUCUGUAAGGCAUCAGCGAUCCAGAUUAAAUAGAGCCCUAAGAGCUCAUUCUGUAAGGCUUCAGCGAUCCAGAUUAAAUAGAGCCCUAAGAGCUCAUUCUGUAAGGCUUCAGCGAUCCAGAUUAAAUAGAGCCCUAAGAGCUCAUUCUGUAAGGUUUCAGCGAUCCAGAUUAAAUAGAGCCCUAAGAGCUCAUUCUGUAAGGCUUCAGCGAUCCAGAUUAAAUAGAGCCCUAAGAGCUCAUUCUGUAAGGCUUCAGCGAUCCAGAUUAAAUAGAGCCCUAAGAGCUCAUUCUGUAAGGCUUCAGCGAUCCAGAUUAAAUAGAGCCCUAAGAGCUCAUUCUGUAAAUCAGAGAAGGUGUUAACCACUGUGAAGUCUUAUAGAUGAUUUAGAAAGGUUUUGAUCCAUCCAUAUUAUAAGGUUGAUUUGUUCUGGAUAUGAACACAAUGUUCAAAGUUGUUUUUUUCUUCAUUUGGAGGAUGAUGAAUAUUUCUGUAUAUUUAGUAUGUUCAUGGCUAUGUUGUCCAGUGCCCAUGUCAACAUGACCGCAAAGUUUGUGUGUGUAAUAGAUGUGAAAUGUUUUAACCACUGUUUUUGGUUCUUUUGUUUUGCUUGUGUUUGGCUCUCGACCUCUAAGCUCUUUGUGUGGCGUUACUUCAAACAAGAGAAAAACUGUUUUUUUAAUGCACAAAUCGACCAGCUUUUUGUUUGAAAGCUAUUGCAAUCAGAAAUAUAUUGGAAAAGAUUC
Molecule: messenger RNA, 5812 nt
Organism: Oncorhynchus tshawytscha (Chinook salmon)
Lineage: Eukaryota; Metazoa; Chordata; Actinopteri; Salmoniformes; Salmonidae
Product: calcitonin gene-related peptide type 1 receptor-like
Exons: 14
Coding region: 92-1798 (568 amino acids)
Biological process (GO): positive regulation of cytosolic calcium ion concentration; cell surface receptor signaling pathway; adenylate cyclase-activating G protein-coupled receptor signaling pathway
Cellular component (GO): axon; plasma membrane
Molecular function (GO): amylin receptor activity; calcitonin receptor activity
Source: RefSeq, a predicted model, not a curated record